Sycon ciliatum is the source of this 2137-nucleotide messenger RNA. Its product is annotated as N-acetylgalactosamine-6-sulfatase-like. The transcript is spliced from 12 exons. The record is from RefSeq and is a predicted model, not a curated record. NCBI's taxonomy places the organism in Eukaryota, Metazoa, Porifera, Calcarea, Leucosolenida, Sycettidae. Gene Ontology annotation, molecular function: arylsulfatase activity. Bases 133 to 1701 code for a protein of 522 amino acids.
CGUUUCUAAUUCUAGCCUUUCUUCCACAUCCAAUGAUCGCCACAAGUAACAGUUAGUUUCAUUGGCGAAUAUUUUCGUAGGUUGUGCAGACAGUGCAGCGCUGAAGUACUGAGUUCGCAACCUCCAGCAAGUAUGGAUGGCAAUGCUGCAGUCGUCCUGCUGCUAGUACUAGCAAUCGCUUCAUCGCCGCUGACCGGAGCUUCGCUAACCAAGAAGCCUAACUUUGUCUUCAUGCUCAUGGAUGACAUGGGCUGGGGAGAUCUUGGGGUCUUCGGCCAUCCGGCGAAAGAAACUCCCAACCUGGACAAGAUGGCCGCUGAUGGAAUGACGUUUCCGGAUUUCUACUCAGCUAAUCCGCUGUGCUCACCGUCGAGAGCAGCACUGCUCAGUGGAAGGCUGCCUAUUCGCAACGGUUUCUACACCACAAACGCCCAUGCCAGGAAUGCUUACACACCUCAAGUCAUAGCGGGAGGUAUUGCUGAUGAGGAGAUCCUGUUCCCGGAACUCCUGCAGAAAGCUGGCUACAAGAACAAGAUCAUAGGAAAGUGGCAUCUUGGACAGCAGCCGCAGUACUUACCUCACAAGCACGGCUUUGACGAGUGGUACGGUGCUCCCAACUGCCAUUUUGGACCGUUCAACGACAAAGGAAGUCCCAACAUCCCCAUGUAUCGUGACGAUCACAUGAUCGGCAGGCUGUAUGAGGACAGCGAGUUCAUGAUCAAUCACACUACCGGUUAUUCUAACCUGACACAGCAGUACAUUGAGGAAGCUACAACGUUCAUCAACACCCAGGCGGCCGCUGACACGCCCUUCUUGCUGUACUGGGCGGUGGACGCAACGCACGAUCCCUUGUAUGCGUCUCACGACUUCCUGGGAACAAGCGAGCGAGGGCUGUAUGGCGAUGCAGUACGUGAGUUGGACUAUGGUGUUGGUGUCAUACUGGCUGCAAUCAAGUCAGCUGGUGUUGAGGAAAACACACUAGUCAUGUUCUCGUCCGACAAUGGUGGAGCUACGUAUGCCAAGACAACCGGAGGCAGUAACGGGCCAUUCCUGUGCGGCAAGGAGACGACAUACGAAGGUGGAAUGAGGGAGCCAACCAUUGCACGGUGGCCUGGCAAGAUCGAACCUGGAACUAUCAGCCGUCAGCUCGGCAAUCUGAUGGACUGGUUCACGACAAGUCUAGACCUAGCUGGUAUUGAACUACCACAGGAUCGUAUCAUUGACGGCAUCAGCCUGGCACCAGCACUCUUCAACAAUACACCGGUGGACAGACCAAUCUUCUAUUACCGUGGCAAUGAGAUGAUGGCAGUGCGUGUCGGCAUGUACAAGGCUCACUACUGGACAUGGACUAACUUCAUGGUGGAUAUCGACAAGGGUAUAGACUACUGCCCAGGAGAGGAUGUGUCCAAUGUGACUACACACGAUCAAGUCAACAACACGGCUACACCGAUACUCAUCCACUUGGGUCGAGAUCCAGGGGAGAAGUACCCAAUAAGAUCGGGCACAGCGGAGUACAAGCAAGCAAUGGCCAUGGUACGGCCAGUCGUGGACGACCACAAAAAGAAGAUGGUUCCUGGCAAGCCAGCGUUGAACAAAUGUGACAAAGCAGUCCAGAACUGGGCACCACCAGGCUGUGAAGCACUGAAGAGGUGUCUGCCUGUUCCUGCACAUAAUGAAGUCGACUGCACUUGGGGCCAUUGAUUAGCGAGUCUUUGUCUUUGUCUUCGCCUGGUUUUGCUGGUCUUUGCCGGGUUUUGCUGGUCGUUGCCGGGUUUGGCUUGUCUUUGCCAGGUUUUGCCGGUCUUUGCUUGGUUUUGCUGGUCUUUGCCGGGUUUUGCUGGUCUUUGCCGGGUUCUUUCCAGUUUUGAGUGUGCAAGCACAGUUUUCUUGCUCUGUGCCAGGGCUGGACUCGACUUUACGUGCCACCACUGCACAUUUAUUGAAGCACGCUGUAGAUAACAGCAUCAUAGCACUACUCAUUAUAAUCAUAAUUAUUUUAUCAUGCAUCUCAAUCUCAAUGACGGGCUGAAUUCUUCUUUGCAUGGCUCCAAGAGUACACAUAACCCGGGUAAUGUACUAUUGAUGUCUCAUUCCGGCGGUUUAGCAAUGCAAAUUGCAAUGUACACACUACACACAA